CCCUUUAGGGACCCCGUCUUCGGAAAUAAUCGAGCCAAAAUGGUGGGUCCGACUCUUUGGGAUGGCAAACGAGCCCCUCGACCUGCGCAAGCCGUUUCCCUGGUGGUGUCCGCGAUGAAGAACCUGAAGGAGACCGAGGGUUGUACCCUUGGAAAAAUCGUCGGGUACAUAUCCGACGCCUACAAGAAGCGAGCUCCCAAAAGACAGGUGGUAACCGCCCUGAAGAGAGGGAUCGAAUUCGGGAUCCUGAAGAGACGAAGGGGUCACUAUUUCCUGACCUCGGAGCUGGAGGACCGGUCUGGACAUCGGAACCUCGCGGAAGCAUCGAGGUCGCGAACGGUCUCCAAGAAGAAGACCGUGACCAGGAAACAUCGCAGGCGGUCCCGGGUCCCGAAGAAGAUCCCGAAGAAGUCGGCGAAGCGACGUCUCACCAGGUCCUACUCCCUGUCGAACAUGUAUUACAACCCGAGCUACAAGGCGGCCUCCUCGACCGGCUCGGCCGAGGUUCUGAAGAAAGUGACCAACGAGACCGAGUAAAUCCUCGAGCGUUCUCCAUCUUGGGCCACCAUUAUCUCUUCCGGUGGUUAGGAAAACGUAGAAAAAAAAAAAUCGAAAAUCGCAGAAUACCCAGGACCCCUCCCUUGUGAAUAGUCCGUGGCGUCAGUCGAGGUCGGCUAGGA
This is a messenger RNA of Orussus abietinus, 680 nucleotides long. RefSeq lists its product as uncharacterized. Bases 40 to 537 code for a protein of 165 amino acids. NCBI's taxonomy places the organism in Eukaryota, Metazoa, Arthropoda, Insecta, Hymenoptera, Orussidae. The transcript has 2 exons. Gene Ontology annotation, biological process: nucleosome assembly. Gene Ontology annotation, molecular function: DNA binding. The record is from RefSeq and is a predicted model, not a curated record. Gene Ontology annotation, cellular component: nucleosome.